AUGACCUCAAAUUUAACAACUCCCGAUUUGGUACUUUUGUACAAGUAUGUCGAUGAGACUCCGACUGCUAUCAAUAUUGCCGUCCCGAUAAUUUCAAUUGUGUUUUUCUUUGCAUCUGUUGUUAUAACCUAUUUCAUUGAUGACCCUGGUAUUAAAACCUUGAAAAAUGCUUCACCAGAACCAAUAUCCGAACCCGAUAGAAAUCAUCUUAGGUAUUUAGCAGAGCGCAAGCUUUAUGUUGACAUGAAGGGUCACACAUUUUCAGCGUUCACGCCUUCACGGACAACUACAGAGUCCGAUACUCACGCUGGCCACUCGACUAGCGUGGAUGGUGGACGACGCAGAGCAUGCUCUGAAUCUCAUGCUCCUAGUUUUCCUGAAAUGAAUUCGGAAACACAAGUUUGUUAUGAAAUUGAGAUUUAUUUUUAG
Molecule: messenger RNA, 429 nt
Organism: Schistosoma spindalis
Lineage: Eukaryota; Metazoa; Platyhelminthes; Trematoda; Strigeidida; Schistosomatidae
Source: the annotation of a GenBank genome assembly